Messenger RNA from Pogona vitticeps (central bearded dragon), 4248 nucleotides. Lineage: Eukaryota; Metazoa; Chordata; Lepidosauria; Squamata; Agamidae. The record is from RefSeq and is a predicted model, not a curated record.
UUCAUUUGUACAGGCAUGGCCGAGGGGGACUGCCGGAUCCGAGGAAGGAAGGAGUUCUUCUGUUUGUGUGAAACACCAUCCCGUUCAUGAGUAGCCCCUCCAGCCACCAUGUUUUAGGCUUCUGCAAUGGCGGAAGAGGAGCCCCCGGAAAACAAAAGGCCUCGGAAGAGCACCUCCCUCAGCAGGGCCCAGAGGAGAGCGGCAAGCAGGAGGGAUGGUCCAGAUGCAAAAGGGGGCUUGCCUUUAUCUCCCUCCCCUUCCUCUAUCCUUUCAUUUUUUAAUAACGUUCCCCCGGCCAGAAUUACCUGCCCGUUGUGUGGAGAGAUGGUGCCAAGGUAUGGCAUCAACAGGCACAUUGACGAAGUUUGUGAAAAAGGCCGGGACAACGACGUGAUUCUGGUCGCCUCGUCCUCCGCUUUGGUGGCCGAGGAGGGUGGACCCGGUGUUUCCAGCCCGUAUUUCACCAAGAACGCCUCGGGUCCAGAGAAGAGCCCAAGCCGAGCCUCGGGGGGAGAGCGUGAAACGGAAGCGAGGGCAAGCGAACGGACAAGCCCUUAUUUCAAGAAGGGCAGCCGUCUGGUUUUGAGCGACGGAGAGCCCGGGAUUCGUGCGGUUAAAAGCAUUUCCCUCGGAAGCUUGUCAGCCAGGCUGUCCCGGCGGAGGCACCGGGCCCAGGGCGAGGGGGUUUUGGCCCAAAGUGCCGAGGGCCAUUCAGCUCAAGAUGUUUGGGACGACCCUAAGGAAGCUAAUUCAGGAGAGGCCACUUCUGAGGGUGGCUCCCAAAAAGAGAACCGGUUGCCUUUGGCUGAACUUCAGAGGCAGCACGGCAGGAAAGAAGGUGGAACCUCGUGUGGUUCAGGAAUUCUCUCCAGUGACCUCAGUCAGUCCAUUCCAGAGUCCUCCUCCUCGGAGGGUCCUACCUCUGGUGCCCUCGGGCUGUUCGUAAAGGGCAGCGGGCAGCAGGGCAAUCCAGUUUCAGAUUUAGAAAAACCUGACGUAUGUCCAGCAGCAGAUAAUAAAGCAGGGGACUCUGCUUUGGAAACCAGAACUCUCUUGGAGUUGGCUCCGUUGAGCGAGACCAGAGAGAAGUCCCAUCAUCAUCAAAAACCAAGUUUUUCUUUGGUGGGAGAUGUCGAAGAAGCACCUCCUUUGGAAGAGCCUAAAGAUUUAAGCAAUGAGAGGACAGACGACGCGUGUUUGGAAAAAGUGAGCCUUGAGCAUCCGAGAGGAAGCGUUUUAGAAAAAGUGCCGAAUGGACCUGGUCCUGAAUCGGACUCACAAGGCCAUCCCUAUUAUCUCCAGAAUUUUCUGAUGGUCUUGCACGCUGUGCUAGAGAAUGAAGAUGACCGGAGGCUGUUCGAUGAACAAGACUUGGGUAUCGUUGAUCAGUUCUACCAGCUAUCUGUGGGCGGGCAGAAGCUGUAUGUCCGGCUCUUUCAACGCAAGCUGAACUGGAUAAAAACGAAUAAAAUAGAAUAUCCUGAGAUCAGCCAGGAUCUCUGCCCUGUCCUUGCAGAGCUUGUUCAAGCAAGAUUCCUGGAGUCAGAGGCAGAACUACGAGAUCUACCUGAGGUCCUUGACUUACUCUCUGCCCCUGAGCUGAAAACCUUAGCCAAGGCGUUCCACCUGAAAAACCCAAAUGCUCAAAAACAGCAGCUCCUGGAAGAUUUCCUCACGCUGGCCAAACAACGCUCCUUCUUCAGCAGAAGCCAAGCUGGUGUUGGAGGUGUGAUCCUCAAAAGGGCUAAAGAUCUCGCAGGGAAGUCUGUCCGUGUUUGUAAAGGUCCCCGAGCUGUCUUCUCUCGCGUUCUGCUCCUUUUCUCUUUGUCUGACCCCAUGGAGGAUGAAGAGGCUGGCAGUGGGGGCCAAGGACAGCUUUCAACGGUGCUGAUGGUAAAUAUGGGGCGGAUGGUCUUCCCCGCUUACACGGUCGAGAGAAGAACGCCGAUAUUUCAGGAUCGAGAUGAUUUUAUUAGAUAUGCCACGGCUGCCCACAUGUCGAACGACAUUUCUGUGGCCAUGGUGAAUGGGAAUUGGAAAGGGGCACACAAGCUCUAUGAGACUGCCAGAGAAAUGUGGCAGGAAUUGCAACAUCACCCUUCUCUCAGGCUUCAUGCAGCCCUUCCAGAAUAUCUCCGGCGUUUCACAGUCGGGUGGGUGUAUACACGGAUCCUUUCACGCGGUGUUGAGAUCUUGCAGAGGCUUCACAUGUAUGAGGAGGCGGUGGAGCAGCUACAAGACCUGUUGGGUCAGGAGGUGUAUUGUACCGACAGCCGAGGACGUUGGUGGGAUCGGUUGGCGCUUAACUUACACCAGCACUUGAAAGACACAGAGAAGGCGGUUGGAUGUAUCAGGAAAGGCCUCCAGGAUCCGUUUGUUCGCACGGGCCAUCGCCUCUCCCUCUCCCAGCGAGCCCAGAGGAUGAAAGAGUUGCCGGCCUGUAAGAGGUUCAGGCCUCUCCUUCAAGACCUGCCUCUUUUCCCCGUGGAAGAUGUUGUGCAUGUCACCAUCAAAGGAAAGCUGUGCCCGCAAACCGGGAUGGGGAAGUCUGUGUUCAUUGUGGAUGAAGUGGACCACGGAGAAAACCUUGAACCCUCGACAGCGGUGUGCUGCGUGGAGGAACUUGCCUUGGCCCACUACAGGCAGUGUGGCUUCGACCAAGGGAUGCAUGGGGAAGGAUCAACGUUUAGCACACUCUACGGCCUCCUGAUGUGGGAAAUCCUCUUCAUGGAUGGCAUCCCCGAUGUCUUCAGGAAUCCUUACCAGGCUUUCCCCCUGGAUUUGUACACAGACAGUUUUUACGAGAACCGGCAGUUGGCCAUCGAGUCCAGACUCCAGUCGCUGCACGAGGCUUCCCCGGAGACCCUGAUGGAAUGGAUUGCAGAGGUCUGGGAGGCUCAGGAGGGAAAGGUGGCCGCGCUGAUCAGCUGGGACCGCUUCUCGUCCCUCCAGCAGGCACAGAGCCUGGCGCGUUGCCUCGGAGGCCCUUUUCUGAGUGGUGUUUUCCGGCGAUUCUCCAAAGACCUCCGGCACUACAGGGGUGGACUUCCAGAUCUCGUCGUCUGGCGAACUGAAGAUCACCAGUUUAAGCUGGUGGAAGUGAAGGGUCCCAACGACCGCUUGUCUCAUAAGCAGAUGCUGUGGCUUGCGGAACUGCAGAAGUUGGGAGCACCGGUGGAAGUCUGCCACGUGGUUGCGGUGGGAUCCAAAAGCCAGCGCUGGAGUUGAUAAAAGCUGGUGGCGGCGGUGGCCGGAUGCAAGACUGGUUAUUCAAUACAUUUUGGGCACUUCCCUCUGUGCUUUCUUGGGUGUAGAAAAUUCUUGAUUUCUCAGAGUGUGUAGGGUGCAGCUGCCUUAUUCUGAAGAAAAGAGUGACUUUGAAGGCCUUCUUUUGACCAGAUGUUUUUUUAUCAGAUGUGCCUAUUUUACACUUCUAAUGCAGGAUUUAAGUUUCAUUUAAAAAUAACCCAGUCUGGUUUUAAGCCCUGUCCCUCUUCCAUUUCCUGUGGCAUGGUAGGACAUUUCAGGGUGUUCCUACAGUGUUAAAAAAAGUGUUGCCACAUCUGGAAAACUAGCCCAAUUUACUUCAGGGACCUUUUGUGAAUUGCAACCUGCUUCGUGGUGCCAUGAACCCUCAUACUAGUCUUAAAGGUGCCCCAAUACAUAGGUUUCAUUUUUUGCCUGUGAGUGCAGCAGACAAACAUAGCUACCUGAAGAGCUGCUUCUGCAUGGUUAUGCAAAGAAAUACAUAGAAUUCUGAGUGUGAGUUACACUUUGAUCGAUACAGCAACAUAUAUUAUCAGGUUGCACUUUUCCGAGGAGUUUAAAAGUUGUAUCCGGGGGACUGCUCUUUCCUGUGGCUUUAUUCUGACCCCUUUCCUCCUGUAGGCAGAGUGUUAAAGGGAACCCCUUUUGCAUGGCUUUACUUUCACCAGCUCUGCCCCCCUUCCUUCCAAUGGGGGCAAAGAUUCUGCCCUUCUUCUGUAAUUAAACACACACUCUACUCAGUGAUGGAACAGGCUGCUUGCUGGAACCAUCUGUUCAAAGCAGUUUUGGAAAAACCCUGUUCUGCGCAUGUAGAACUCUGCACCCUUACAAAGACGGCUCUGUUCUCAACAGUAUCAGUGUAGAAGGAUGGUGCCGUGCAAAGGAAGUACCAUCCCAGUCAGAAAAGCAGAGAAGGAGCUCCACACAGCAGGCAGAAGUAGAAAGGUCUGCUUUAAUUAAACCCAGUUUACUUCACAUUCA